This is a messenger RNA of Salarias fasciatus (jewelled blenny), 728 nucleotides long. Its product is annotated as 60S ribosomal protein L13a-like. Gene Ontology annotation, cellular component: cytosolic large ribosomal subunit; ribosome. NCBI's taxonomy places the organism in Eukaryota, Metazoa, Chordata, Actinopteri, Blenniiformes, Blenniidae. Gene Ontology annotation, biological process: translation; negative regulation of translation. Gene Ontology annotation, molecular function: mRNA binding; structural constituent of ribosome. The record is from RefSeq and is a predicted model, not a curated record.
AUGUCGUCACUUCCGGCCGCUGCCUUUUACCCUGGGAAGCCCCGUGGCUCUCUCUUUUCGCUCAUCAUGGCGGACCGCUUCAAUAAGGUUCUGCUGCUGGAUGGCAGGGGACACCUCCUCGGCAGGCUGGCUGCCAUCGUGGCCAAGCAGGUUCUUCUGGGGCACAAAGUGGUGGUGGUGAGAUGUGAGGGCAUCAACAUUUCUGGAAACUUCUACCGCAACAAGCUCAAGUACCUGGCGUUCCUGCGGAAGAGGAUGAACACCAACCCGUCCCGCGGCCCGUACCACUUCCGAGCCCCCAGCAGGAUCUUCUGGAGGACGGUCAGAGGCAUGCUGCCCCACAAAACCAAGCGAGGCCAGGCGGCUCUGGAGAGGCUGAAGGUGUUUGACGGGAUCCCCCCGCCGUACGACAAGAGGAAGCGAAUGGUCGUCCCUGCCGCGCUCAAGAUCGUGCGUCUGAAGCCGUCUCGUAAGUUCGCUCUGCUGGGCCGUCUGGCUCACGAGGUGGGCUGGAAGUACCAGGCCAUCACGGCCACCCUGGAGGAGAAGAGGAAGGAGAAGUCCAAGCUCCGCUACAACAAGAAAAAGACUCUGGUCAAGCUGACCAAGCAGGCGGAGAAGAACGUGGAGGGCAAGAUCUCCAAAUACACAGACGUCCUGAAACAAUAUGGGGUCAUCGUCUGAACUGCUCUUCUGAUAAUAAACGAGUAAAUGUUUAUACAAAGUUU